CUUGCUAUGGAGCGAUACCGAAGUGCCCCUCCUCACGUUUGAACCUCUGUGAUUUCGCUCAAGUGUCGCUCGGAAUGAACGUGGUUUCAACGGUGUGCAUAGUGGGCUGAAAGCCUUUCAGCUUCGCGGUCGGCGAUGUGCUAGUGUCGCGGUGUGUGGAACAAGUUGCGGGAGUGAUGCAGCGUGGUCUAGAUGCCAUUGCAGCGCGGCGUGAUCGAGGAUGUUGAAACAUAUGCUUUCGCCCAACGGCGGCAACGUGACGAUGGAGCGGGGAGCCGGGGGGCCCGAGCGGGGCGGCUCCGGCGUCCUCGGCAACGGGGGCACCCUCUCGCCGUCGGCGACCCUCAACGGCGGGAUCGGCCACCACAUCGGCCACGGCCACCGCUACAUGAACCAGAGUCAUCCGCGCCUCAACCACUCGCACGGGCUCAAUAUCUCUACGCUCUCCACCUCCAAGCACUCCCUCGGGGGUAAUUCCUCCUCGGUGAGCCCCCUGGGCAUGACUCACGCCCCGAGCGUUCAUUCCCACCACGGCCCGAAAAUGGCCAACGGGGGCUUGAACAUCUCCCGAACGCACGUCCCCGUCUCGCCGGUCUCGCCCGGGGCGCCGGCCACCCCGGCCCGGCGCCUCCCCGAGCGCGCCCAGAGCCUCAAGCAGGGCGACGGCGUGAAGGAGCAGCUCACGUCGCUCGGGCUCCUGUGUCUAACGUCGCUCAUGGUGGCCAUGCUGGCUCUGAUAUUCCUGCUCAAGAUCUCGCCGGUCACCCCGGCCGACGUGAGGGACCUGAUGAGGAACGAGCAGCUGACGGUCAUCUCGCCCGACGAGUAUAUCACCGUCUACGAGGUGACGCUAGCCCUGUGCGCGCUCUCCUUAUCGCUCAACCUGUGCUGUCUUCUAGUCUGUUCUGUCCAGUUUCUCUUCGCCGUCAAAUUGGUUCGCACUUGGCCCAACGGUGAAAGGAGUAACAUUUUUCUGCAGAAGUCGUCGAUAACGAGGGUGUGCGCCAUCGGAGGUUUCUUCAUUUCGAUUCCGGUUUUUCUGACAGGGAUCAUCUUGUACACGCUCAUUCAGUUUCAUUCGACCCCGGCCAUCAUCACGAGUGCUCUCAUUGGGCUGGGCAUCGUCUUUUGCGGCUGCGCCAUGGUACACAACGUCUUUAUAUGGCAGAAGGAAAAGACGAAUGCUGUAAAGGAGUUGACUGCAGAAAAAAUAGCCAGUCAGCGAGGAAUUAGUGUGAUAUCAUCAGCCAAGUUGCGACCUUUACCCAAUGCAACUUUGGAUCUGAGUUCUGUCACCACUACACCCCAUGAACUCUCCACUCUAGUCUAAGUCUGUUGCUCCCAGGAACCUAGCUCUCUAGUGCUAGAAUAACUAAGAUUUCUUUUAGGAGAAAGAAAGGAACAUUCCUGUCUGUUCAUGCCGAGGUUGGCCCAUGAAUUUUUAUCAUUCAAGAAGGUAGAAGAGAGUGUCAGAAAACACCCUUAUUUAGAAUAUAUCUCACUGGGACUUAUUUGAUAGUCUCUAGAGUGGGUAGGUUCUCAGGCACUUAAAGUGCCACCUAGCCUCUUUCAGAUAAAAAGCUAUUGUAGGUACCUGAUUUUUCUUUCCGUAUGGUGGAUCUACCGUCAGUUAGCUGUUGGUGUCAAACUAGUGUUCAAUUAAUUGCAACAAUUAAAUUUUAAAAAACAAUUUUUUUUUUAAAAAAAACAAAAAAAUUUAGAAAGUACUAUUUUUAUUCUCAAAAAACAAAGGCAGGCAUAGCUAUGAAAUUCAUAAACAUUUGCACAGUUAAUAGCUCUGGUUUAUCAUCUGUAUUUUAUUUUUUGUUUGUUUUUAUCAAUUAAACAACAUUUGCUGAAGUGUUUAAUCUAACUGGUACAAUGAAUUGCACGCUAUAUUUCGACCCUGAGAGCAAUUGACUAUUGCAGUUGAAUCCCCUGAAAACUAUGAGAUGUUUUAGAUAUGAGUCAGUAAACAAUUUCAAAAGGCUUUUGUUCAACUGCAUCUCCAAGUUGGAAAGGCAUAACUAAAAAUUUCCUUAAGAAUUUAAGUACAACAAGAUCUCCAGAAAUACUUACUUUUUUCAUUAUUGUACAUUUUAAAUUUUAAGUGCCUUCUAUAAAGUGAAAUGUUGCACUUUUCACCAAGUUAGGAUACUUUUUCUUCUGAAGAACUUAGAUGUACAGUCCACAAGUAUUCUCAAUCUUUUUUAUGAGUUAUUUGAUUUUUACUCAAAAAAGAGAAGAUAAACUUUUAUGUUCUUUUUUAUAGGUUGCUCGAAAUCUAUUGAAAAGAAAUUUAAAGUUAGUUUUCUGGAAUUAUUCAAGAACUAUUAUCCACAUCAUUUGUAGCGGAAAAGAAAUCACUAUUUAUUAUAUUUUAAAGUUAAAAACCUUUUGAAGACUGAUAAGUACAUCCUGUUGUUUUAUCUUGAUCACUGUAAAUUGAGUGAUAAUACAGGCAUGAGAUAUUUUCAUAUAUUUUUCAAGUUCAUAUUUUCUGAAGCAACCCAAAAAAAUUGUCUGUCACUGACAUAUCUACAAACCUCAUACUUAACUUAAUAAAAAUUUACCCUAGGAAUCCUUGUUCUCGCCUCUAGUGCCUUUUAGGUGUUGUAAGUAAGUGUAAAUUACUUGUAAAAAUUAUACAUUUGUAAAUAUAGAUAUACAUUCUGUUUGUUAUAAAAUUCGAUUACUUUUACAAAAUAUUUUCAAUAUAAGAUGUUUUAAACUACCGAA
Messenger RNA from Bemisia tabaci, 2739 nucleotides. RefSeq lists its product as uncharacterized. The record is from RefSeq and is a predicted model, not a curated record. NCBI's taxonomy places the organism in Eukaryota, Metazoa, Arthropoda, Insecta, Hemiptera, Aleyrodidae.